GUGUCGCGCGCACUUGUUUUUCCUUCUCUCGGCUCUCCGCAAAAGGUUCUGCGUCGUCCGUUUCGUGUGCCUAUCGUAGGUUGUUUUCCAUAGUGUUUUUUUUGUGUCGUUCUCGUCUCUGGUCUGGGUUUGUGGUGUUUGUACAAGUUGUUCUUGGGAUCACUGCAGUUGGAACAGUUUGGCGGUGAUCAAUAAAGGCGAUCGAUCUACGAUAGAGUUGCAGGUGUUUUCGAAUUUCGAGAAUUUUUAUCCGGCUGGAUAUUUUCAACCCUUUUAGGAGGUGACAUUCGAUCAGGGGGAUUGUUAAUUAAUUUUUCCGAGCAACGAAAAAUUUUAGUUCAGCGGUUUGAGCUGUGAAAACCUUUGUGGAAAAACCUCCUUUGCUAAGGAAAGGGAGGAAGGAUUGACCGUGAAAGGCGUUUAGCGUGUGCUGAUUAACAUUCGGUAAACAAAUCAAGUGACUCGAUCACAGUUCAACAGUGAGUGACUUCAACGAAUUAAAAAAAAGUGACGAACGUGCUUUUUUAUCCUCCGGCAGAGAAUAAGCGAAAAGUUGGCAAAAUAAACGGAUGAUAAAUGGUGUCAUAUAAAUUACGGUUAAAGUUGUAAAGAUUUUGGGUUCCGAAAAAAGGGAGGAAGAAAGGAUCUUAAUCUGUCAGUGCCAUUUUUUUCGUAAAAAAUGAGUUAAUCCCCGAGUGCAUUUCAAGCUGAAUAUUUCUCACAUUUGGAUCCACAUAUAAAAAGGGAGUUGCAAAUUUUUCCUCUCAACACAGUUUGGUAAAAAGAUUGAAAAAGUGAAAUGAGUGUUCAGUUGUCGAAACCAGUAUGAAGGAUUGCACCCCGAAAAUUCAACAACCCAAGUGAAAACGAAAACAGUUUGGCAGAUCCACUCGCUGAUUAUCGUCGCCCCUUUAUUUGUUGAUCAUGGAUGCUGUUGCCUGAUUGAUGGUGAAUUUUCAAACAACAGAAGCAGAUCGGAUUUUUGAAGAAGAAAAAUAUAAACUGUUGUCCAGACCAGAUCGAAUGCAGAUUAGUCGACCAGAUUGCACACACAAAAGCGACUUGCGUUGCGUUACGUCUCUCUAGUAGGAGGAGUUGCUACAGCUGAUGAACUCAUCGCGCGUUCCGGAGACCUGCCUAUGAGACGCUGCAGCCCAGUAAAAUCUGAUUCGAGAGCCCGGGUGCUAAAUGAUCACUCCAAACACUGAGAGCUUUUGAUUUCCAUAGAGUGGAAGUGGAUUUGGCGUACCUGAAGAAACAUAAGGCAGAUUUUUGGUAACGGAUUUUAGAUUCCUUUCUCCUGGGUUUCUAUGGCAUAGCUUCAUUUCCUAGUGUAGUUGUACAUAGUAAAUAGAUCACUUCCAAUUCUAUCGACUAUCGUAGUCUGUUGGACCAAAAAUCUAUCUUCUAUCUUUGUGAGUAAAUUGACAACGAUUGGCAAUCAACUCUUCAAGCAAACGGUUAUCGGGUUAAACUGAAAAAAAGGUAAAAGGACAAGGACUCACAGAAACUAGGCGCGAGAAAAAGAAAACAAAACAACGUCAAAGCAUGAAGAUCCAAAAGUCACCCGACGCCGUCGAAAUCGAAUCGAAGCCAGAAUGACGGAUGUUGCCUCAUCGCUAGAUGCAUCAGUAAACAAUCCGCAAUCCUCAAUUCGGCUCCGAAAAAAGUCUCCACCAAAAGUCGUCAGCUCCAGUAAUGGGCGCGUUUUGAACAAUACUGGUUUCAGUAGCCCGUCACCCCUAGCAACGGAAAGAUCAGCAACAACAACAACAACACCGGCCAACAACGGGCCUCGAUCGGUUUCUUUCAAUCGGGACGUUCACGUGAAGCGAAUUGGAUCCCGUUCCGAACCUCGAACGAUUCCAUCAAGUGCCAACGUUCGCAAGGAAACGCGAAACCUCUCACCGGAAGCGCUUCGAAAGGAAGCAGCUUUCGUUCUAGCCCAAGCCGAUCGAAUAGAAAGGACUCGUUCACAGAACAACAGUUCACCAGCCAACCUCAAGGAGGAUCGUUUCAAUUCACUACCUUCCCGAAAGUCUCGAAGCAAGGCAAAUCUUGCGCGUAGUUCCAGUGACGCAGCGUCGAAAAAGCCCCAGAAAAACCUUCUGGGUAUAUUCAACAAGGUGAAGAAUGACGUAGGUGGUGGAUCGGUGAAGACUGUUGAAGACAAGCCAAGGGUAACUGUAAGCCGAAGCAAAAGUGACGUUGGGUCUACACGACCUUUGCAGCGGGAUCGUCGAACGCCUCGUCGAAAUACUCAGGAAUUGAAAAAUGAUCAACUGACACCGAUCAUCGAAGCCUCUCCACUCGAGUACACCAAACCCUUGGACCCACUGACAACAUACCAGCUGCAGCAGUCUCUAGUUGGAAACGGCCAGGUGUUUCCCAAACGAUCGACUUCGAAACCAGUAAUGGAAACAAUCGCUCUUCUGCGACAGCAUUCUCAAUCCCCCGAAAGACUGCACAGUUCACAACUUCCUCCCGAGAAACCUACCCUCACGAAGGGUGUAACGGUUGAAAACAUCGUUCGAAGACUUUCAAACGAGCGACACGCAUCACCUCCUCCGGCGCAGAUCGUUAGGGACGGUUUUUCUUACACCCGCCCGGGAGAACCGAUCGUCUACGCUCAGGUUGUAUGCAGUAAUGAAGGCAAGGAGAAGCAUACAAUCCGCAAUCAGUACACCAGCAAUACCAGUGACGAAGAAGUGAAGAAAGCUAGUCCCCACCACGAUUUCGAAGACAUGAUGACGUCGAAGGAUUUCUUGACCAAGCGGCCUAGUCCCCCGCUGCCGAAGUACACGCUAGACGAAACGGACAACUUUCCGAGGACCCGUUUCAAAACGUACAACAGCGACGAAGACGAAGGACUGGGAAUCGAAUACGGCAAACGCUUUUCAUCGUCCUACCUCAACAAAACCCCGGCCUCCAGUACGUUCAUCCCGGUGGACGAUGACCACAUCACUCCGACGAUGAAAUACGUUCCCAGUUAUACCAGCCAUAGUUUCAGCAGCAAUUACCGGGGCCAAGCGGAUGGGAAGGAGUAUUUGCCAGAGUUUAGCGAGCUCAGCCAUCGACGGGAGAUUUUGGAGUCCCGUAUUCGUAGCCGUAUCGGGUCAAGAGAUUUGCUGGACAAAGCAACGCCAGAGCGGGAAAUUAAUAGAGGGUUGAGUAGUUCAAGGUACGAGAACUACCAUUCGAGUUCGGCUCGACGAAGCUAUGAUCGACUGGCUAGUCAAUCGCCGGUUCGUCGAAGGACUGUUUCACCGGUUCCGGUACACGAAGACAUGAUUCAGCGGAAGAACGCCAAGAACCAGUUUGUAGAGACGUUCGUGACGAAGACGGUGGUGAAUCGGGAUGGACGACCAUAUAGUGAGGAGUUUACCGAGAGGUUUAAGUACCCGAAUAAGAACGUUGAAGAUGUGAGAUUGACGAGAACUACGUUUGAUCGCGAGGGUUCAGUCGAACGGAAAGAGGUUCAGAACUUCACUCGUAAUCUUUCGGAGAGCGCUCAUUCGAGACACGUUAUGGAUAAGGGUGACUCGGGCAUUGAGAACGACAUUCGGAAGGACUCCUUCAACAGUGAAUAUCCCUUGGGUAAAAAGUACACUCUAACCCAGAACAUCCAGGCAUGUGAAAGAUUCUUGUGGCAUGAGCGAGCGCACACCAACAACUGCGUUAGAAGGUCAAGGAAAGUGUAUUCGUAUCGGGAGCGAAGUAUUGACGAUGGUAGUCGGUACGAUCCGCGUCUGGAUACGGAUCGUUAUGGUGGUGGACAUCACUCGCGUGAGCUGAAGUCUUCGUUGAAGCAGGAGAAGAAAGUCGGUGGUCUAGCGAAGAUGAAGCAGUUCAUGAGCUCGACGAAAAAGAAGUUGGUGAAGAUGGGUGAUUCAGACAAGAAAGACUCCCGACAAGGAAGCAUUCGCAGUGAAGAACGAAUGCGAUACGACGAUCAAUACAAUUCAAGGGUUCCGGACAUUGCCAAUCGGCGUCGACUAUCGACGCCAAAGUCCAGUCCCUCAACCACAAAACGAUCGCUAUCGUUCAAGAGCACGAAAACCAACGGGACAUCGAAAUCUUCGGGCGAUUGGUUCAAAUCGUUCGACAGAAUGUCCCGCAAGAAGUCGCAGCAAGAUUCCAAAUCGCAGCUGAGCACCGAUGCCAAAUCAUCGAUCGGUGGAACUAAGCAGCCGAAAAGCUUGCGAUUCUUUGGCGAUACCGAUAACGAAUCGCAACCGAAACCUAGUCGUUCCAAAUCUUCCCUGUCGAAGGUACACAAGAAAUAUCAGAGCGCAUACGACCUGGAAGCGACACCAAAGAUCCGGGAGACUCGAUACCGAUCAUCGUCGAUGCAGAACUUAGACGACGAAGAGCAUCGAUAUGAUACCAAGCAAAGGAAUGACCUUUACGAUAUUUCCGAGCAUUCGACGAGCUACAGGACAAGCUCACCGGCCCCAAUCUAUCCACCUCGACGAAAUCGUAGCGUUGGCCGGGACUACACUCCGGAACGAUCGGCAAACCGCAAGAGUUAUUCGGCGAGCCGAUCCCGGGAAAACAGUGUCGAUUUGGUGGAUUCGGAGCGUUAUCAUCAACGGACGACUGGCCGCAGUAGUCGUAGCGAACAGCAACACAGAAAACCACCCUCCGGACCGCAGAAACCGGCCCGAUUGUUCGAACGAGGAGGAAGUCUGACACGAGAAACGGAUCGUGUUCACGAUAGCUCCGGAACCGAGGGUGAAUCUAGUCAACAAAGUCAGCGAAGCGUUGUUUAUCUUCAUGCAACGACCGUUGGUGACAUACCGCAUCCGCAAAUAGCGAACGCACGCCGAAUGGCGUAUUCGAGGGAGUCGCUGAACAGCCCGGCCAGCAAAAAGGCCCCGCCACAACCGAUGACCCGUACCAUUAGCCGAUCAAUCUCGGUCCUAGCCCCCUGGAAGCCGAAGCACAUCCGAGACGGCUACGAGAUAGACUACCACAGCGAUCAGCACCAGGUGCCGAAACCGAUCUCAACCCUGCCGAGACCAGGCAGCAGCAGAAAUCGUUCGAACAGUGCCAGUGGUUCUCAAUCAACGCUCGGUCGAAACAAGCAGAAAACGAAACGAGCCAGUGGCAAAGACGAACCCGAUUCGGACAAAAGCUCCUCCUUCGACAACCCAAGGUCAUCGCUAGGCGGUACGCGGAACAAUCACACAGCGGCGACGAGGAUGCAGUCCAGUAGCUCGAGAACUAACACGCUUCAGAAGCACAGGAAAAUCUAAUCUAAUCGGUCUUCUUACGUAACACCCGCACGCACACAUUCACACGAACUUUCUUAUCGUUAACCAACCCCCGACACGUUUGCAAAUAAGAAUUGUAUUUAUUUUUUGGCGGCGGCAACGGCCAGCAAAACUCAACGAUGUAACUAGUGUGAUUUCUGUUCUAAAUUUUUCUUUUCUAAAAUAAAAAUUUGUUAACAAAUAGAAGCCCGAAAUUUUAACGUUGUUCUCUGUAAGAUGUUUACUAGCGCAAAAUAUAUGUGUACUAAAUCAAUAAAAGCCACCCUGAGAUUGGAGGAGUUUCUUA
Messenger RNA from Uranotaenia lowii, 5562 nucleotides. RefSeq lists its product as uncharacterized. The transcript has 12 exons. The record is from RefSeq and is a predicted model, not a curated record. Bases 1599 to 5258 code for a protein of 1219 amino acids. NCBI's taxonomy places the organism in Eukaryota, Metazoa, Arthropoda, Insecta, Diptera, Culicidae.